Molecule: messenger RNA, 1095 nt
Organism: Cladocopium goreaui
Lineage: Eukaryota; Dinophyceae; Suessiales; Symbiodiniaceae
Source: the annotation of a GenBank genome assembly
UCGCUCAAGUUGAUCCUGCCAUGGCGCCACGAGACAAGGAACGACGGAGCGGAAACCCUAAGAGCUCGGUGAAGCAGCAGCCAAAGAAGUCUGGUGCUGGAGGGAAGUUCACCAUGGGCAAGGCAGGUGACGAAUGGCAAGGCUAUGAUCCGGAGGAGAGGCGCAUCGAUCCGGAGGAUGGCUUCGCAUACACCUGGGAUGAACUCGUGGACUUCUACAAGGGAAAAUACAAGAAGAAGGAGUUGGAGGCCUACUGGGAAUAUGAAUGCACUCCAAAGACAAGAGGAAAACCAAAGGUAGCCAAGCCAGAGCCCAAGGCCAAGGCCAAGGCCAAAGCGAAGGCCAAAGCGGAGGCCAAGGCGCCUAAGGCGGUGGAGCCAAAGGCCAAGGUGAAGGCCAAGGCAAAGGCCAAGGCGCCCAAAGAAAUUGACCCCGAGAAGGAUGAGAAAUUGGCCAAGGCCAUUGCAGAGGUGAUUCCUUAUUUCCCCUUCAAGAAGUUGGAAAAGUUUUAUGAUAUCCAGGGCUUAUUGCACCAUCCCAAGCUGUUGAAUGCCAUGUGUGCAGUUAUGGCAAGACGCUUUCGGAAGAUGAAGGUCACCAAAAUCUGUGGCUUUGAGGCGCGAGGUUUCCUCUUCACCCCGGUGGCACUGAAGUUGGGAGUUCCCUUCAUCAUGUUACGCAAGGCUGGGAAGAUGCCGAACACCAUCUCCAGUGGACCUUACACCAAGGAGUAUGAGGGAGUGGAUGAAAUUUGUGUGCAAAAGGGCGCAAUCGUGAAGGAAGAUAAAGUGGUAUUGAUUGAUGAUUUGGUGGCUACAGGAGGCACGCUGUGUGCGGGGAUCAAGUUGAUGGAGGCUUGCGAGGCCACAGUCGUGGAAUGCGCUUGCAUGGUGGAAUUGAAGGCUUUGAAUGGGCGAGAGAAGUGUUUGAAGGCUGGAGCUGAAUCUGUGUGGGGCUUCAUUUCAGAGGACCUGUUGAACACCAAAGCGGAACUUCCAGACGACUACAAAGACGAUGGUCAGAAGUGAAUGCUUUGACACUUGUGAGAUGCAACUGUUCCGAAAAGGAACUCUGACUCAGGUUGGUGGUUUCGGA